This is a messenger RNA of Enhydra lutris kenyoni (northern sea otter), 2162 nucleotides long. Its product is annotated as galectin-8-like. The record is from RefSeq and is a predicted model, not a curated record. The transcript is spliced from 11 exons. Gene Ontology annotation, molecular function: carbohydrate binding. Lineage: Eukaryota; Metazoa; Chordata; Mammalia; Carnivora; Mustelidae. The coding region runs from base 405 to 1478 and encodes 357 amino acids.
AGGCGGGCGCGCUCAGGAAUUUUUAAAACACACCCUGCUGUCCUCCCUCACCGUCCGUCCCGCAGCAAGCCGAGGGCGGAAGGUCCGCCUGGGGGCGAUCCGCGGCCACCGGCGCGCAGCAGACACACACAGGCGGGCUCGCCGGCGACGCCCUCCCGGGCCUGCGAACCGCGAAACGGAGGCGGACUGACUCCUCUGGCUUGCCGUAGUCGCCCACGCCUCACGGGGUCCCCGGGACGCGCUGCGGCAGAAGAACAGUCCGGUGCACGACGGACGCCUGCGACGCCAGUCCCGGGGGCAAGAGCAUCAGUUUUAAUCUGGGAAGCCUUUAAAUGAAACUUGCUUAAAAUCUUAGAUCCUACACAGAGGAGAGACCUCAACCAACAGUAAGGUGGAAAAGAGUGAUGUUGUCCUUGACAAACCUGCAGAAUAUCGUCUAUAACCCGGUAAUCCCCUAUGUUGGGACCAUUCCUGGGCAGUUGGAGCCUGGAACUUUGAUUGUAAUACGUGGGCAUGUUCCCUGUGAUUCAGACAGGUUCCAGAUUGAUCUACAGUGCGGGAGCAGCGUGAAGCCGCGUGCCGACGUGGCCUUUCAUUUCAAUCCACGCUUCAAGUGGUCGGACUGCAUCGUGUGCAAUACUCUGAAAAAUGAAAAAUGGGGGUGGGAAGAGAUCACCUACGAUGUGCCUUUCAAAAAAGAAAAAUCUUUUGAAAUUGUGAUUAUGGUGUUGAAAGAUAAAUUCCAGGUGGCUGUAAAUGGGAAACAUAUACUGCUCUAUGCCCACAGGAUUAGCCCAGGGAAAGUAGACACUCUGGGCAUUUAUGGCAAAGUGAAUGUCCACUCAGUUGGUUAUAGCUUCAGCUCGGAUUUCAGAAGUACCCAAGCAUCUACUCUGGAACUGACAGAGAUAAGUAAAGAAAAUGUACUGAAGUCCGACAUGCCACAUUUUCCUAGUAAUAGAGGAGACAUUUCUAAAAUCGUACCCAGAACUGUCUACACCAAGAGCAAAGGUUCGACUGCCCAUCACACUUUGACUUGCGCCAAAAUACUACCUACCAGCUGUUUGUCAAAGACUCUGCCGUUCACUGCGAGGCUGAACUCUUCAAUGGGCCCUGGACGAACCGUCUUCAUUAAAGGAGAAGUGAAUAAAGCUGCCAAAGGCUUUAAUGUUAACCUCGUAUCGGGAAAAUCAAAGGAUAUUGCUCUUCACUUGAACCCACGCCUCAAUAUUAAAGCGUUUGUAAGAAACUCUUUUCUUCACGAGGCCUGGGGAGAAGAAGAGAGAAAUAUUACCUGUUUCCCAUUUAGUCCUGGGAUGUACUUUGAGAUGAUAAUUUAUUGUGAUGCUAGAGAAUUCAAGGUUGCGGUAAAUGGUGUACACAGCCUGGAGUACAAACACAGAUUUAAAGAGCUUAGUGAUAUCGACACACUGGAAAUUGAUGGAGAUAUUCACUUACUGGAAGUAAGGAGCUGGUAGCUGAUAUGCUUGCUACAAAAACUGAAAUACAAAAUGACUUAUGUAACACUGGCCCUGUUAAAAUGCAUCUGUUAUAUUUGUAUAUAUAUAUUAAGAUGAGCUUGUAUAACGUGAAGUCCUACUAGGCGUUCUCACACUGUGUUCCUUGCCACACAGUGUGGCUUUGUCUAUCACAGAAUAAGGAAAUUUGAGGCAACAGCAAUGUACAGUCAUUAUUCAGGUCUUUCUAUUCUCUCUCCCACCCUGGCCUCUUCUUUUUAAAAUCUUCACAUUCAGCAAGUAGCUGUGGGGACAGAAGUAUACAGUGGAGCACAAUAUUCCCUGUUCUCAAGCUCAGAAUCUUCUGUGCUCUGACAUCAUGCCACUGCUUUUCCCACAGGCAGUAGUCACAAAGUAACCAGAGAUAAUUACUCAGCCGUGAAGUCACCUACAUUAACUUAUGAAAUACUACUUUUCCAGCGAUCCCUUUCAUACCUAAAGUUCAAUCACAUCCCAUAAUGGAAAGGACUGAUGUUGCCUUCCAUCUCGCAGUUUCCUUUGGCAUGAUAAAUACCUAGCUUUACUAGCUGUAAGCAUUGCCAAAUAAUUUAACACUACAAAAUCUGAACACAGCGCAAAGACUAAGGCAAAAAAUGCAGCAAAACAAAACCAGUCGUAUUAAAAUUAACCUGGGGCGCCUGGGUG